AUGAGCUUCUUCAACAACGCUGCGAACAACACUGGCAAUGCGCCCGGCGCUACACAAGGCGGUGGCCUCUUUGGAAAUGCAGCCGGAAGUACCACGGGCAAUGCAGGCGGUUCCAACAUAUUCGGUGGUGGCAGCGCGUUCGGAGGCAAGUCACCCAAACCUGCGGGUGGAGGGGGUAUCUUUGCUGGGGGUACAACUACGGGAGCAGGCGGGGGAGGGUUGUUCGGCGGAGGUAACGCGCCAGGACCUUCGAACAACGCGGGCGGUGGCUUGUUCGGGGGAGGCGGCGCGGCUGCAGCGACACCUGCGGCACCUGCAGGCGGUCUCUUUGGCGGCGGAAAUGCUGCGAACCCAGCGGGAGGUUUCUUCUCGAACGCAGGGGCUGCCGCCACACCAACCACGGGGGGCGGUCUCUUUGGCGGAGGCAACAAUAACGCGGCUCCUGCAGCCCCAGCACAGGCCGGAACGGGUCUGUUUGGGAACUCCUCCUCGACUACAACAGGAGCGGCCGCCCCUGCUGCCGGAGGACUAUUUGGGAACGCUUCUUCGAACACGACUGGAGCAGCCGCUCCUGCUGCUGGAGGACUGUUUGGGAAGCCGGCUACACCAACAACAGAAGCACCGAAACUGAACCUAUUUGGGCAACCAAGUACCGCCGCUUCUGGUUCGACAACGACAACGAACGCCGCACCCACCGGCGGCUUGUUCGGCGCCCCGAAACUAGCGGAGACGCCAGCGCCUGCUGUUGGGGCGGCUGCGGGGACAGCAGGCGCAACACCCGCGGCAGGUGGAGGUCUUUUCAGCGGCGGCUUGUUCGGCAAGAAACCAGACGCGCCUGCAAGCACGACAACGCCGGCAGCAGGCGGAAGCACAACAUCUCCAUUCGCUGGCUUUAGCUUAGGCGGCAACAAAGACGCCAGUGCUUCAAAAGAUGCUGCGCCCGCAGCUCCUACUCUCGGCGGUGGAUUAUUCGGCAGCGCUGCUGCGAACAAGGACGCUACAACAGAGAAGAAGGACGGAGCUCCCGCUGCGCCCGCGUUCAACCUUUUCGGCGCCGCAAAACCUGCAGACGCCGACAAGAAAGAUGCCACUACCUCAGCAGCUGGUGCAAAGGAAGGUGAGAAGAAAGACGCUGCAGCACCGGCAGCACCAGGUGCUUCGGCCCCGGCCAGCAACGCUCCCCCAUCUGUGUCUGUCCAGCCACCUUCAAUACUGCGGGGGAAAACUAUCGAAGAAAUCGUCAACCGAUGGUCGACCGAACUGGAGGCCCACGUUCGCGAUUUCCACACUUUCGCCAGCGAGGUGGCGGUCUGGGACAAGUCGCUGAUCGAGAACAGCAACAACCUGGCCGCACUGUACGGCAUGGUGCUUGCGGCUGAAAGAGAACAAAACGAGAUCGACCAAGCGCUUGACCAUAUAGAGCAACAGCAGAACGAUCUCUCAGCAACGUUGGAGCAUUACGAGAAAUCUGCGCAAGAGAUACUCGGCGGCCACGGUGGCAGCCUCCGGGCACUAGACACUGGGCCCGCUGACACCGAACGCGAUAAGAACUACGUGCUCGCGACAGAGCUCCAUACGCACAUGGAGGACCUCUCCGAGACUCUGACGAACAUGAUCGACACGGUCAACAGCUUGACUAGCCCGUCAUCUGACAGCAAGGAAGCUCAGAACGGAGCGAGCGACGACCCCAUGGCCCAGAUCGUGCAAAUACUAAGCAGCCAUCUAGAAAGCUUGCAGUGGAUAGACGGCGCGGUCAAGGAGAUGGAGGGCAAAGUCACCGACGUGGAGAAACGGCUGAAGGAGGCUGGAGGGCCUGGUGUAGGAUCUGGGGGUCGCAGGGGAUACGGGCUCAACCGAUAAUUGGAUUCGGAGUCCAUGUUGUGCUCGGUGUCAGUGUGCGAUGUCUUGUGUCUGUAUCAAGUUG
Punctularia strigosozonata HHB-11173 SS5 is the source of this 1924-nucleotide messenger RNA. RefSeq lists its product as uncharacterized. Gene Ontology annotation, molecular function: structural constituent of nuclear pore; phospholipid binding. The transcript is spliced from 9 exons. The coding region runs from base 1 to 1860 and encodes 619 amino acids. Lineage: Eukaryota; Fungi; Basidiomycota; Agaricomycetes; Corticiales; Punctulariaceae. Gene Ontology annotation, cellular component: nuclear pore central transport channel; nuclear pore. The record is from RefSeq and is a predicted model, not a curated record. Gene Ontology annotation, biological process: protein import into nucleus; RNA export from nucleus.